AUGAGGCAGACACAAGCAAAGGCUGUUGCUGGGAUGACAUGCCAGGUUUUACGAAAAACUCGAAAACGCAAAAUGGCCCUGGCGGCCAACAACAAAACGGAUGCCGACAAAAAGGCAUCCAAAGAAAAAGAAGCAAAUUCGAACACGAACACCAUCAAAAUUGACGCUACAACGUGGAAAGGCCGUUAUAAAUUUUUCAUAGAAAAUAUAACCGUAGAACCAAUGCUCGCAUGCUACAUUAUCCCCAGCGUCUUAGCGAGUCUCGCCACUCAAAAUCUUAAUCUAGAAAAAGCCUGUAGAGUUAAUUUAGGAUAUUCAACAGAAGUUUGCGAUGCCCUCACCGAACGACGUACGCAAAACUACACCUUUGAAGAAAGAGAAGUACAACAACUAGUGGCUUCGAUGGGUGUGUGGAAGACGAUGCUGCAGAGUGCACUACCAGCCUUCUUGAUAAUGUUCAUUGGCUCUUGGAGCGAUCGAUGGGGCAAGAGAAAACCUUGUAUGUUGUUUCCGAUAGUCGGAGAAUUUAUGACAGUCGUUGGGCUUAUGAUAUGCACUUUCUUCUUCUACGAGCUACCCAUGGAGGUAGCUGGGUUUAUAGAAGGGUUCUUUCCAGCCAUCACGGGAGGAUGGUUCACUAUGUUCAUGGGCAUUUUCAGUUAUAUAGCAGACGUUACAACAACGGAUGUGAGGACUUUAAGAAUCGGAAUAGUGAAUGUCUUUUGUUCGCUGGGGAUACCUAUAGGUCUUGCGUUAAGUGGAAUUCUCUACAAAAAAAUCGGAUUCUACGGAGUGUUUUCUAUCUCGGCAGUUAUGUAUAUUGUGGCUCUCUAUUAUGGAUACAAGUCGAUCAAGGAACCAAAGAAACUUGACAAGCCGGUAUUGCCCGAUCAACCUUGUGCUUUUAUUCGAGAUUUCUUUGAUGUAAGGCAUUUGUUGGACACCUUUAAAGUCGCUUUCAAGAAGGGCGAAAACAAACGUAGGAAAAAGGUUAUGUUGUUGAUGCUGGUUGUUAUGGUCGUUAUUGGACCUAUGCAUGGUGAAAUGAGCGUUGGUUACCUAUUCACCAGAUACAGGUUUAAUUGGGACGAGGUAGAUUUCAGCAUAUUUUCCACUUAUAGUAUGGUUACCAAUUUAAUAGGAACUUCAUUUUCAGUUGGAGUUUUCAGCCACAUUUUGAAAUUCGAUGAUGCGAUAAUAGGAAUUUACUCAUCAAUGAGUAAAAUUUUAUCGAGUUUUGUUUAUGGUUUUGCUACUACAUCGCUCGUAUUUUAUUUAGGUGCAAUCGUUGAAAUUUUAAAUGGUACUUCAUUUAUAGCCAUGAGAUCAAUUGCUUCGAAACUUGUACCUACAGAUGAACUUGGUAAAGUAAACUCUCUCUUUGGUGUAUGUGAAGCUCUCAUGCCACUUUUGUAUGGACCAAUGUACAAUGCCACGUAUGCUGCUACACUUGAAACCAUGCCAGGAGCUUUCUACAUCCUCGGUGGAGUCCUUACAGUUCCUGCAGUCAUCAUUUUUGGAUGGAUGUAUAUCCAGAACCGUAAAGCAGCAAAGGCCAAAUUAGUGCAAGAUACUGAAAAACCUAGCAUUGUAACUGAUGUAAUUAUCAACGCAAUACCGAAAGAAACCCAAAUUGGUGCACCUAUAGGUUCGCCGGUACUAAACAACUAUAAAAAUAGUACAGAAAUAAAGGCGAACAGUCUCAAAAAUGGUGUGAUUAAUCCUGCUUUUGAAGAACAAAUAAACGUUAAAAACGAUAAGAAUAAAAUUAGCAUAGAAAAAGACGCAACCGAAAAUGCUAUUAAUAAAAUUGUAAAUAAUGACAUUGUAGAGAAUUGUAUUAACCACCAUACUCAUAAAGAUAUUAUAGAAAAUGGCAUUAAUAAUACUUAUAAAGAGAGUCAAGAAAAAGGUAUUAAUAAUCCCGUUUUUAAAAUUGAAGAAAAUUAA
Psylliodes chrysocephalus is the source of this 1950-nucleotide messenger RNA. NCBI's taxonomy places the organism in Eukaryota, Metazoa, Arthropoda, Insecta, Coleoptera, Chrysomelidae. The record is from the annotation of a GenBank genome assembly.